AUGGCGCAGUAUCCGGCAUACCCACCGCCUCAAGUGCAUCCAGGAAUGGGCAUGGCCGCUGGCUCAUACGGCCAGCCGCAGUUCAACUUCGGGCACUAUCCCGGCCCAGGAAUGCAUCACUUUGUAGGCCAAGGUUCGCCACCUGGAGAAACCACCAACCCGAGGACUCUGAAGAAGAAGGCCAGGAAGGCGAAAUGGCGCGAGGCGCGCAGGCGCGAACAGGAGGGUGGCAUGCGUCUUGGCAAUCCCCAGCAACCGCCAAUAGACGAGGACGAGCAGCGCCAGCGUCAGAUGAGGAACAACCGGGAGCGCAGGCGGGAGCCCAGCGAAGACGCUGAAGUUGCAGACAUGGCAAGGAAUCUCAAUGAGUUGCAAGCGGAAGUCAGGCGCCUUCGGGAGGAACAAGUAGCAAUCCAACGCGAGGCAGAGACUAGUGGAUGGAUGGCGGGAGCUCAAGGCCGGGAAAUCGACCCUCAAUCUCACGCGCCUGAGCUCAGCAUGCGGCAGAACGGACAGCUUCUCCACUGGCCCAACCGGCUAAUCUAUGCGGCCACCGGGACAGUCAACAGGGGUGCCAUCCAGCCUAUAAUGGGCCACAAUCAGAGGCACCAAGAAUUUUGGGAUGCUGAUCGAGAGCCUGGGUCUGGUCCGCCUGUAAUAGGCCGCAGUCAGAGGCGCCAAGACCUCUGGGAUGCUGAGGAGGAAAUGUCCCUCAGUCCGAUACCGGACCCUCGAGGUUGA
Molecule: messenger RNA, 741 nt
Organism: Saxophila tyrrhenica
Lineage: Eukaryota; Fungi; Ascomycota; Dothideomycetes; Mycosphaerellales; Extremaceae
Exons: 1
Coding region: 1-741 (246 amino acids)
Source: RefSeq, a predicted model, not a curated record